GUGCCCGGGGUUUGUAGUGACCGAGCCCCUCCCGCCGGGGCUACCGACGGCUAAGACGUGCUAAUACCAUCAUCGCCGUCACCUCCUAGUCCUCCUCCUAACAACAACUCCACCCACCGCCCAGGUGAGCGAGUCCCGGAUUGUCAGUUUCCCUGGAAAGACUAAACCCCAAGAUGGCAGAUGAGACAAACACCAGGGAUUGCAUGUCCUUCAGUGUGCUGAACUGGGAUCAGGUCAGUCGGCUGAAUGAAGUUUUGACUGAGGUUGUACCAAUCCAUGGACGGGGCAACUUCCCCACCCUGAAGAUCACACUGAAGGAUAUUGUUCAGACUGUCCGCAACAGGCUGGAGGAGGCAGGAAUCAAGGUGCAGGAUGUUCGACUGAAUGGCUCUGCGGCUGGUCACGUCUUGGUCAAAGACAAUGGCUUGGGUUGUAAAGACCUGGACCUAAUUUUUCAUGUGGCUCUUCCAACAGAGGCAGAGUUUCAGCUUGUUCGAGAUGUUGUUCUGUGUUCUCUUCUGAACUUCUUGCCAGAGGGAGUCAACAAGCUAAAAAUCAGUCCAGUGACUCUUAAGGAGGCCUAUGUCCAGAAGCUGGUAAAGGUCUGCACCGAUACUGACCGUUGGAGCCUGAUCUCCCUCUCCAACAAGAAUGGAAGGAAUGUGGAACUCAAGUUUGUAGAUUCCAUUCGCCGUCAGUUUGAGUUUAGCGUGGACUCCUUCCAAAUCAUUCUGGACUCUUUGCUUUUGUACUAUGACUGUUCAAGCAAUCCCAUGUCUGAACACUUCCACCCCACUGUGAUUGGGGAGAGUGUGUAUGGCGACUUUGAGGCAGCCUUUGACCACCUCCAGAACAGACUGAUUGCUACCAAGAACCCAGAGGAAAUCAGGGGCGGAGGACUCCUGAAGUAUAGUAACCUUCUGGUGCGGGAUUUCAGACCCACAGACCAAGAAGAAAUCAAAACCCUGGAGCGUUACAUGUGUUCCAGGUUCUUCAUCGACUUUCCAGACAUUCUGGAGCAACAGAGGAAGUUGGAGACCUACCUCCAGAACCACUUUGCUGAAGAGGAGAGAAGCAAGUAUGACUACCUCAUGAUCCUUCGCCGGGUCGUGAACGAGAGCACUGUGUGUCUUAUGGGACACGAACGGAGGCAGACCCUCAACCUCAUCUCCCUCCUGGCCCUGCGUGUGCUGGCAGAGCAGAACAUCAUCCCAAACGCCACCAACGUCACUUGUUACUACCAGCCCGCUCCCUACGUCAGUGAUGGCAACUUCAACAACUAUUAUGUUGCUAACACUCCAAUGCCCUACAGUCAACCAUAUCCCACCUGGCUGCCCUGUAACUAACUAAUCUCUUGACUUGAGGAUUUCUGAAAAGGAAACCUCAAAAGGGCAAGGGCUUUCAGGAGAUAGGGGAGCCUUUCUAGAUGCAGGUGUUUGGCUUUUAAAGGGGAACUCAGCUCUGAUUCUGCUUAUUUUCUUUGUGUACCCAUCGAAUGGGUCUACAGUCUAGCAUGAGAAAACUUUAAAAGGGACCCUUAUUACAGUGCCACUGUGGAAGCUGACCUGUCCGAAACACACUUACCACUUCAUGGUCCCGAGCCUUCCGCACUUGUGGAUUUGAGCCCCGUUGCAGUGCAGUUACUUAGAAUGGAAAAUAACUUGGGCAGUGUUUGAGAAGCCUUAAGCCAACUGUCUUCUCACAUCAAUCUUGCAUCUAAACUAGGCUGUGUUUUAGCCCUUGUCCUGAGUCCUUAGCAGCUAACGCUUGGGCAAAACUGUUUUCUUGAAUCCAUGCGGCAUGACAAAGGUGAGGGUCUUCUUGGGUGCUUUUGUUUUUGUUCCAAGGGGAUUUUGAGUAAAGGCCAAAUUGCUUGUGUUUGCUGACUUAUCCCCUUUCAGCAGAGCUGAAGGUUUCCUUCAACAAUUAAACCAAAGCCAACAGCCUUCAGAAUUGAGCUCUGGUUAGAAGUGGCAUAUGUGGCUUAGAUGCUGUGCUAUCCCAAAGAAUUGUGAGAGGUUACUGCUAAAGCAUGACCUAAAAGGUUUCUUGGAAAUGUAACUCAAAAACAAAAUAAAAUGUAAGACAAUGUUAAAGUAGAAAAAAACAAUUGGUGGUGGUGGGUGAUGGUUGUGACUAGAGACUUAAUGUUCAAAUGACACUUUCUUUAAGGCAUUUUUAAUGAAUGGAACUUUUGGUUGUUUCCCCCGUUCAGUCUUUUUCAUGGCUGACCUGUUUUGUUGUCCUGUUCUUACGAUUUAAGUUGGGCGGUCUUGUUUCAUUUUGUUCCUAUGAUGACCCAUUCAGGACUUCCCCCGUGUCUGUGUUGUAGUAGGAUGAGAUGCCCCUUUUGAUCACAUGCCAAAUAUGACAACUUAAUUUAUUUGCAAUAUGUUGAGUGCUAAUGUUUUUUCCCCCCUAAAAAAAAUUGUCAGUAGUGUAACUACUCCCCUAACUUUCUAUUCACAGCAAAUGAGUUCAUGAUGCUUACUUGGUUAGGAAUUUGGGCUAGUAGGAUAGCUUCUUUUGUAAUUUUAAAUGAUUUGUGGAAAGAUCCCCUUGAAUGGAGCAGGCUGCUUGAGCUAAUGCUUAUGGUUUCAAGGAACUGCAUUAGAAUACAGACUGCUAUUCUGAAUCUUUCUCAUGUUUGGAUGAAGGCUUGGGUUAAUAAAAAGUCUGUCAUGGGAGUGGUCAAAGCUCUUAAUUUGGGUAAUAUUUUGUAAAGGAAGUUCCCAAUUCUCCCUUCUAGCUAAGGACUGGCUUAGUGAAUGAUAACUUAGCCGUUCCGUUGACCUGACCCACUGUACUUAUAUUGUAUUCUGCACUUUAGGGAAAGACUGUGUUAAUUUUAGUGAGUGUUCUGUUGCUCAACUUGGUUAAGAGUUCCAGGGUCAUCUAGGUGUAGAGACCACUGCAGAUUCUUCCCUACAGAGAAGGAAUUUCAUGUUGCAGUUUCUUAUAGGGCCUCCCACUUCAGAGAAACAAUUUUAGUUGACUAGGAAAAUGAUAGCCCAGUUCGCAGAUUUCAAAAGAAUUUAUUCAAAUCCAAGAUCCUGAAUUUGACACUGCUAUGGCCAUAGAAAUCCUGGGCCAUGACAAAGCUCAGUUAAUGAAAGAACACUUGAAGAUCAAUGACUUCUCUAUCUAAGAGAAAGCUAAGAGAUGUUUGGUGUGCUCUGUCUGGAAUGUGAUAUUUUGGCCCCUUUUUCAAGUGAAACAGAUGGGUGAGCUUGGUUUUGUUUUCCUCCUUGGGUGUCACUCAUAAUGUAUUAGCUUUAGCAAGGUGAAUAAAAAGUCACCUUAGCAGUAGAACUUGCAUUUGCUUCUUUAGAAGACCUUGGAAAAUUAUGCUGAACUCCUUGCCUUUAAAUCAAAGCUAACUUAUACUCAGGUGUGAAUGGAAUUGGUUUGAGAUCUCUUGGUAGUAUUUCAGGUGUGACACAGACUGAAAGUGAAUUUAUCAAACCACUUGAUUAUCUGUGAUUUAUGAUAAGCUGUCUUUGGAGGGUAAUGGCAAUACAUCCGCACUAAAAUUAUUCAUUUGUGGCAGAAUGUUAGCCAAAGCUUUUGCAGUGGCUGGUUUCUAUUUGCUUGCCAGAUAAGUUUGGGGGUGAGGGUGUUGGGGGGAGCUCAGGACUACACCCUUAGUUUAAAAAUAAUUAAAUUCCCAGUUUGGCCUUUUUGAAAACUCAUCCUGCUUAUUAUAACUUCUUGUUUCUCUGUUUAUUAGUGUCCUGACGUCAGGGUGGUUGGAGGGGAGGAGGGAGUGAGGAGGAGAUAGGAUGACUACUUCCACCUGCAAAAGUCUCUCUUUACUCCACCCCCUUGAAGGAAUACCAACACCUUUAGAUUUGUAUUUUAGGUCAUUUAGAACGUGUGCAGUGUACCACUUUAGAUAAUGUAGAACAUGUAGGAGUUUACUUAAAGUUAACUAUUGGGCUCUAUUUUGUCUCAAAAUAGUAAGUGUCUUGGAGAGGCCACAGGGGACAGAAAAGUAGCCAAGCCAGGGGCCCAGAUAACAUUUCUGGAGCUUUUGGCUUCUCUUUGUUCCUCGACCCUCCCCCACCUCCACACACCUUGGGCACCCCCUUUGUGCAAUUACCUUCUUACCUGAGAUUAUUCUGAUCCAACUCUUUUUUAAGUUUGCAAGUAGAUGCCUAUGCAGGAGCUAGCAUAGCUGCCUAAGCUGCAGCUCCUCCACUCCAAGUUAAGUGUGCCGAGUGGCACAGACUGUGUGGAUGGUGAAGCGCAGAACUGGGUCACUAAAACCUAAUCCCUGGCUCUCAGGUAUGUAGUUUACCAGCUAAGGUAGCUCUUAACCAGCUUCACGAUGUGCCAAGUCACCUCUAAAUUCAAGCGUCUGGACAUUCUACUUAAAAAUGUGCCUUUGGGGGCCAUAAGAGUGGUCUCUGUAGUCUGCAUUUAUAUCCAAUCCAGGGGUUCCUUUUUUUUUGUCUUUCUAGUGUUGAGUAAAAGGAAACUUUGGUAGUCACCAAGGGGAAUUAAAAGUUCAAGUAUAAAUUCUAAUCUAAAUUUAAAUAGUACCUCAUUUAUGUUGGGUCCCUAAGAUGUCCUUUUUUUCUUUUUCUUUCUUUUUUUUGGCCUUUUGCAAACAUGCAGUGUACUCUUAACUUCUUCCUCUGAAUCGGCUUUGAGUGGUCUUCAUGUUGGCAGAGGUAUCUGCACUAAAUUCCUGGGCUUCAAGUUUUCAGAUUUUAUGAUCUUAUUUGGCAGAUAUUAUCUCACAUUCAAAUUCACUGGCAAACAUUUAGAAUAAAACAUUCCACACGAACACCCUCUCAAUCAGUGUAGCUCAAAUUAAUUAGGCAUAUGUGGGGAAACUGGGUAUGGUUCACAGCCUGUAAGAGGUAAAUUUCCAUUUAGGGGUGAGGAAAGGAAGAAAUGCUUCUUGGAUUGUGGUACAGAAGCAAUUGGGCAGCUUACUGUUGGGGCAUGAAAUUUCAAACUUGGCUUUCUUCUGAAUUGUUUGCUUUUUAUGGUUAUCUGGCAUCCAAUGGCCAAAGACCUGAAUUGAAUUCAUCCUUCUCCAUUGUGGUAGCCCUCUCAUUCACGCAUCUAGUCUUUACCUUUGUAGUAAUAGCAGAAAUAGUAGUAAUAGUAGUAGCACUAGUGGUGGUGAUGGUGAUGGUGGUAGUAGUUGUAGUAAUAGUUGGAUAGGAUUUUCAGUAGUAUCACUGUGUUCUUAGCUAGAAGUGCCACUCAAGGUAUCAGGUAUUCUUUUUCUUUUAAGAACAAUAAUUCCCUUUUGGGUAGUGCCUUUCCCCCCCAUGGACUAAUCUUUGGGGCCCAAGUUAGAUUCUUCAAACCUUUUCUUCCAUAGGGUGAUGGUGACAUAAUUAAAACGUUACCACAGGGUGGGAGAAAGCAUAUAUUACUAUGAGCCAUUACCAUUCACAGUGGUUAUCUGAUUAUCAGCUCUGAACCAGAGAGAAUCUAUUGGUGUGUGUAUGUAUCAAUUUAGGUACAAAUCUUCUUUUCUUAGAAGUUGAGAGAAGAAACACUCAGAUUUCUAAGCUUAGAGCCAGAUAUCCUUACGCUGGCAGAGACCAGAACAUUGUAUCUACUCUGGUCAUAGCUGGCUUUGGAACAAAUUUCAAUUCUCCUAAUUAACAUUCAGAGGACCAAAGGAGGCCUGGGAAGAUAUUAGGAAACUUUUUAGAGGGGUGUAAUGGAGCAAAUUAAGAAAAGGAAAGGCCAAUAUUACUGAAACCAGAUAUUUCAAGUGCCUAAAUCUUAUCACUUAUUUUUCUAAUAAUUUAAGUGUAGUGUAAAAAAAAAAACAAAAACCAAACAAAUGUAGUUGGAACAAACAAAGGUACAGAGCAGUCAUCUACUCCUAUGUAUGUAUGGGAAGGUUAAAAGACCAUUCACUAAUGAAGUGGAUAAAUUAAAUGAUGUGGGUUUGUGUGGGUUUUCUUUUUGUCUGAACCUUAUUUUAUUUAAAGAUAAAGAAACUCCUAACUUUUUAAAAAGUAGUUGUUUUUUUUAAAUUUUGUUUCCAAAGUAAUAUAUAGCUAAGAAAAAACCCACCUUUAGUCUAUUAGGCAAAAUAGGAAAUUCUUUUCAGUUUUCUAAAUUUGCAUAGCAACUAGCCACUGGAAUUCUUGAUUUGUUAGCAAGUCAAGAUGUGUGGGAUUACUUCUUUGUUAAUGGUCACUAGCCUUCUCAGUCCAUAUGGAUGAAAUCACUUUCUUUUGUCAAUGCAAAAUGUGUUAAAACUUUAUAAGAAAAAAGCUUUGAGUUUGAGAAAUAAAGAUAUAUUUUAAAGA
Molecule: messenger RNA, 6290 nt
Organism: Vombatus ursinus (common wombat)
Lineage: Eukaryota; Metazoa; Chordata; Mammalia; Diprotodontia; Vombatidae
Gene: TENT5C
Product: terminal nucleotidyltransferase 5C
Exons: 2
Coding region: 174-1346 (390 amino acids)
Biological process (GO): mRNA stabilization
Molecular function (GO): poly(A) RNA polymerase activity; RNA binding
Source: RefSeq, a predicted model, not a curated record